AUGGUGAAACGGAUAUUUAUAUUUUUUGCCUUUUUCAUUUUAUUAUUUAAUAUUGGAUUUGGAUUAUCUCGAAAAGUUUGUAGUGUUGUACAGUUUGGAUAUCAUGCAUUAUCAACAAAUAAGGAUAUUAACAAACUAUACAAACAUAAGGUGGUUGGUGUUAUAGAUCCUUUUGACAAAAAUAACGUUUUAUGGAUGAGAAAAAAAAGAAACAAAAAAUUUAAUUUAAAUAUAUUUAAAAAAUUAUAUGAUAGUUUUUGUUGUAAUAUUAAUGAUUAUGUCAAUUUCCCAAAUGAAGAUCAAUUCAUUUUUCGGAUUUUCCACAUAAACUUAAAGAAUACUAUAAAAUAUAUGCUAAAAUAUAAAAUCAUAAGUGGUACCAUAAACAAAGGCCCUAAUAAUGACCAAAAUAUUUUAUGCUUAACAGAAAGGAGUAAAUUAUAUAGAUUUUUAAAUAAUGUUAAUAUUUAA
This is a messenger RNA of Plasmodium vinckei vinckei, 471 nucleotides long. RefSeq names its product conserved Plasmodium protein, unknown function. NCBI's taxonomy places the organism in Eukaryota, Apicomplexa, Aconoidasida, Haemosporida, Plasmodiidae. The record is from RefSeq and is a predicted model, not a curated record. The transcript has 3 exons. The coding region runs from base 1 to 471 and encodes 156 amino acids.